Plectropomus leopardus (leopard coralgrouper) is the source of this 1110-nucleotide messenger RNA. RefSeq names its product sodium/hydrogen exchanger 2-like. The record is from RefSeq and is a predicted model, not a curated record. Lineage: Eukaryota; Metazoa; Chordata; Actinopteri; Perciformes; Serranidae.
GUAAGCCGAAUUAUCUAUUAGCGGUUCCUGGUUGUGAUUUACUCAUUUACGUACGGACAGUUAUCACUGAAAUACUUUAAAAACGUAAGAAAACUUAAAAACGUGACAAUUAUCAGGGGAGUUCGGCGAUUCUUCAGGAGCGUCUUUAUUUCUGAUUCCUCAUGGGAUUUAUGGACCUUUUUUACGAGAUGGACAUCGAAGAUAAUGAUAUUCUCAUGAAGGAGGAAAACAAAAGACAGGAUGGAGCAGAGGACGAGUCCUUCGCAGGGAGGUGAUGGAAAGGUCAGGUCACCUACGCCGACGCACUGAAAUACCACAGCUCGCCCGGGGCUCGUCAUCGCCCCUGCUGCAGUUUGUGACAAGUCGCGGGGGACAAGAUCGAUCAAUUUUGGCGACGAGAGGAAGGAGGCGUCUCGACCCAAGAAGAAGUUCCUGGCUGCUGACGUGAGCAAAAUGCACGACAUCCUGUCGAAGAACAUGUACAAGAUCAGACAGAAGACGAUGGCUUACACCAACAAAUACAAUCUGCCCGACGACAGCAAAACGAGGGAGAUUCUGAUCCGCCGCCACGCCAGCAUCAGACGCAGCCUUCGUGCGUCAAGUUUCCGUGAGCUGCCUGCGCAAAACAUCUCCAGGUCUCAGAAGUACUUCUCUCUCCAGCCUGGAGGGGAUCUGGAGACCGCUUUCGCCCUCCGAAGACGAAGUCAUGGUGGAAGUGGUGACGUGGACAAUCCGUCAGCUCGUGUCCAGUCCUCUAAUGUGACGCCGCGCUCCUCAAGCCGUUCUCUGGUUCCUAUGAGGAGGCUGAACACCAUCGAGGAGCAGCCAGCAGCCUCCGCCCGCCCACACUCUCUACCUCCUGGGGUGGAUGUUCUGAACGAAGGGGGACCUGGAAGUCUUGGAGGUUCGAGCCUCAGAGGCAGGAGGACGCCAGUUCCUGCAUCCAGGAGGCGUAUUUCGGAUCAGGUAGCCAUAGAUGAAGACUCUGACCCUACAGGAGAAACGGAGGAACCAGUGCGGCCUCCUCAGCUACCACCACCUCGUGGCUGGGUACCCGAGAACCAGGAUCCCAGAGAGGGGGCAGGAAACCCCCUUCUUAGACAUUCUUAG